Purpureocillium lilacinum is the source of this 3312-nucleotide messenger RNA. RefSeq lists its product as uncharacterized. Gene Ontology annotation, biological process: protein polyubiquitination. Gene Ontology annotation, cellular component: cytoplasm; nucleus; ubiquitin ligase complex. Lineage: Eukaryota; Fungi; Ascomycota; Sordariomycetes; Hypocreales; Ophiocordycipitaceae. The record is from RefSeq and is a predicted model, not a curated record. Gene Ontology annotation, molecular function: ubiquitin-ubiquitin ligase activity.
AUGGAUCCCAACGAGGAGCGCCAGAUGUGGCCAGACGGCGACGCCCCGGACAAGCAGAAGAUGGACCAGGCAAGUCCGCCGUCGCAGGCCUCGGCAGCGGCCCGCUCGAUUGCUAACCCUCCGAAGCCAGUCGACAAUGCAGACAAGCCAGACUCACCGUCCUCAUCCUCGACGACGACACCCGCGCCGAAGCCCCAGCCGAGCGAGAGCCCCCGAGCCAACAUCUCCAUCACACCCGCCCCGAAGCCGCCGGCGCCGGGCUCCAACCCCUUCACGCAACUAGGCGUCCAGAGCAGCCGCAAAGACUCAGGUAGUUCCAGCCCGCACCGCAAGAGGACCGCCGCUGAGAUUGGAGACGGACGCGCAGCCACGCCUCCGCCUGCCGCACGGAGCAAGCCCGCUCCCGCUGCCCAGGUCGAGUCGGACGCCGACUAUGCGCAUAGGGUGCUCACGCAGGUGUUCCGCAUCACCGUCGACCCGCAUCACAUGAUCAGCUCGUCUGGCCAACGGCUCAUCUUCGUGCCGAACCUCAACCAGGAGCUGAACGAGGCGGGCGAGCCCUUGAAGCUGUCCGUCAACGUGCUGGACCAGGCCAUCAUCGAGGCGUGCGGCACCCUGCCGCUGGACCACCCGCUGUUUGGCUACCUGCUGCCGUGCUGGAAGCGAGCGGUCAAGGCGCACACCAUGGCCAAGAACGUCAGCCCGGCCAGGUUAGAGGUGCUCGACGAGGCCAAGCGGCUGUGCAUGAGCAACUGCCUGUUUUCACUAACGAUGCCAGUCCUUUACGGUCGAGAGGUCAACGCUGACCACGACUCGCUGGUACCGUAUCUGCUGCGCGGAAUCACAGACGAUACCGGCCUCGACUUUGAGUUCAUCAGGGAGGCCAUCAAGCGCUUUGACGACGACGAAGCGUUCCCGGCGCUCUUCAGCGACGCCAUGGUCACCAUCAGCACUCGGCUGUCCGCGCUGUCCCUUGGCGACGACUACAAGCCAUAUGUCCAGGCGCUGUUAACGUACACACGGUUCCCUGUCCUCAUCUCCAACCUGGCCCAGCACCCUUGUUUCAACAUGGCACAGUCUGCGCCGGGCAUCGAACGACACACCAUCCUUGGUCCCUUCUUCCGAAUCUCUCCUCUCCAGCCGGAGGCCAUCAAGAGUUACUUCCCGGGCCCGCGAUCCCUGGACCGAACACGUAUUGCAAACGCCCAGGACUCCCUCCGCCUUACCUUGAGAGCUCAUCAGGAUGACCUCUUUGUCAUCGCCAACGCCUUCAUCAGAGCUGGCCCUGAGACCAGGAGCCUGACUCUGAACUGGUUCGCGUACAUCAUGAACAUGAACCACAAGAGGCGGGCGAUUCAGGUUGACCCGCGAGAAGUGGCAUCGGACGGUUUCAUGCUGAAUGUUACGGCCGUCAUGGACCGGUUUUGCGAGCCUUUCAUGGAUAACGACUUUAGCAAGGUGGACAAGAUCGACGUCAAGUAUUUCAAGCGGCAGCCGCGGAUCGACAUCAAGGAUGAGACGAAGCUCAACGCAGACCAAGCGACGGCCGACAAAUACUACUCCGAAAAGGAGGAGGGAGACUCCAACUUCAUCUCAGAGGCCUUCUUUCUGACGUUGGCGGCACAUCACUACGGAAGCGAAGCUCUCAACUCGCAGCUUAAGAACCUGGACCGAGAGAUCAAGUACCUGGAGAAGAAUAUCAAGGCCAUGGAGGCUGAGCGGCCAAAGGUUGCCAACUCUCCACACCAGCUGCGGCUGUUCGAGGAGACGCUUCGUCGCCACACGAACGUCUUGGAGAAGACGAUUGCUCUGAAGUACGCCAUCGAGGGUGCCCUGCUGGAUGAGCGGAUGCAGAGCACGUCGCUGCGAUUCAUGCGAUAUGUUGCAGUCUGGCUGCUACGGCUAGUCACAGGAUCGGACUACAAGCCUGGCAAGGAGGUCGAGUCGAUCAAACUACCGCUCUCAGAGGAGCAUUCUGAGGCGUUUGCGUGCCUACCAGAAUACACCUUGCAGAACAUCGUGGACAACUUCAAGUUCGUCUUCCGAUGGCUCCCCAAGAUCUUGCCGAGCGCCGUGGGUGAGGAAAUGAUUGCUCUGUGCAUCACCUUCCUCCGAUCUUCCGAGUUUAUCAAGAAUCCCUACCUCAAGUCGUCGCUGGUAUCCCUUCUCUUCUCGGGAACGUGGCCGUUUAUGCAUCUGAAGAAGGGCGUGCUGGGCGACCAGCUCAUCUCCCUCCCGUUUGCGAACGAGUACCUGCUCCGCGCCUUGAUGAAGUUCUACAUAGAGUGCGAGUCCACGGGCGGCAACGCGUUUUACGACAAGUUCAACAUCCGCUACGAAAUCUUCCAGGUCAUCAAGACGGUGUGGAUCAACGAUGUCUACAAAGAGCAGUUGUCACGCGAGAGCAAGGUCAAUCGCAGCUUCUUCGUGCAGUUUGUCAACAUGCUGCUGAACGACGCAACGUAUGUCUUGGACGAGGCAUUCACCAAGUUCCCCAAGAUGCGCACUCUCGAGAGGGAGCUGGAGAACCCCUCUCUAUCAGCUGAGGACCGGCAAAAGAAGGAAGAGGAGCUCCAGACCCUGGGGAAUCAGGCCACGUCGUACAUGCAGCUCGCCAACGAGACACUCGAGAUGAUGAAGCUGUUCACAAAGGCCCUCAGCGAGUCCUUCACCAUGCCGGAAAUCGUGUCGCGCCUGGCCAGCAUGCUCAACUACAAUCUCGAGACGUUGGCUGGCAAGAAGGCAGCCGCUGAACUGAGCGUGUCCAACAAGGACAAGUAUCACUUCCGCCCUAUUCAGCUCAUUUCCGACUUUGUCGACAUCUACCUGAACCUCGGCUACUCGCCCGUCUUCGUCGAAGCCGUCGCCGCCGACGGACGCUCCUACAAGCCCGAGGUGCUCGACCGCGUCACCCGAAUUCUCACAUCCAAGAAUGCCAAGGAUGCGGCCGACAUCGCCAAGUGGGAGAAGAUCAAGGCCAAGUUCCUCGAGGCCAAGCACGAGCUCGACCAGGCGGAGGUGGACCUGGGCGACAUCCCCGCCGAGUUCGAGGACCCCAUCAUGGGCGACCUGAUGAAGGACCCGGUCCUGCUGCCCAGCAAGCACAUCGUCGACCGCUCGACCAUUGUGCAGCACCUGCUCAGCGACCCCAAGGACCCCUUCACGCGCCAGCCCAUGACGGUAGAUGACGCGAUCCCGCAGACGGAGCUCAAGGAGAAGAUUGAGCAGUGGCGCGCGCAGCGCAUCGCCGAGGCCAAGGCCAAGGCCAGUGCUGAGACGGCCGGCGAGCCAAUGGACACGGCCGAGGGCUGA